AUGGGAUGCAGCGCUCCACCAACGUACUGCCGCGCCGAAGGCAUCAUCAAGAACUGCAAUACCAUAGAAGACUACAAGAACCUUGACCGAGCAGCGAUCCUCGAACGAUGCGCCCAGACAAUCUGGGAAGCUAUCCACGACGGCUCAAUCUACGAAUGCCCGUCUCUCCUUUCCUCCUUCACUGCCAUCAUCUUCGCGAACCUCAAGAAGUACAAGUUCACAUAUCACUUUGCUUUCCCUGCGAUACAGUCAGAUCCGCCGUGGAAACAAGUCGGGGAGAUGACGAGGCUGCAUGCGCGGGAAACGACGUACUUGGUAGACGCCGUACAGACGUGGCGCUACAGCUCUGAUGUUCGUCAAAGAGGCUUCUUUUUGGCGAAGCGUAUAAGAGGCGGAGGCAAUCCAGAUGAGAGACCGAAGACACCUGUCACACCCUUGGAAGAAUUUGGAUACACUUGGGCUAUAGGAAAGCUCGAGCAGUUUGAGAAGGGCUUCUUCAACGGUGUGAACAAAGAGGACCAGCUCAUUUGUUUUGCGGAUCCAUCGACAUAUGAGAGUAAUCCCGGAUGGCCGCUGAGGAACUUGCUUGUCCUCUUGCGGCAUAAGUGGCACCUCAGUGAAGCCCAGAUCAUGUGCUACCGCGACACGCACAUGAAGCGAGACCAAUCAAAUUCGAUCAUUCUUCAACUCCAGGCCGAUGCAAGCACUACUCAAUCAGGCCCAGAAGUGCCGAAUGAGCGACCGAGAACACCGCAACUCCCCAAGGUCACUGGCUGGGAGCGAACAGAGGCCGGGAAGCUCUCAUCAAGAAACGUCGAUCUAUCGGAAUACAUGGACGAGCGAAAACUGGCGGAUCAAGCUGUGGACCUCAACUUGAAGCUUAUCAAGUGGCGAAUAGCGCCUGGUAUCGAUCUGGAUGUGAUUAAGAACACUAAAUGUUUGUUACUGGGGGCGGGAACGCUCGGUACUUAUGUCUCAAGAACGUUGAUGGGCUGGGGAGUGAGAAAGAUCACUUUCAUCGACAACGCAACUGUGAGCUUCUCAAAUCCGGUGCGACAGCCGUUGUUCGACUUCAAAGACUGUCUGCAAGGAGGUGCGAAGAAAGCGGAGCGUGCCGCCGAGGCUCUGGAAGAGAUAUAUCCGGGUGUUGACGCGACAGGUCAUGUUAUGGAAGUGCCAAUGCUUGGCCAUCCCAUCACUGAUGCUUCAAAGACGAAAGAGCACUUCAACAAGCUAGAAAAACUGAUCAGCGAGCAUGAUGUCAUCUUCUUGCUCAUGGACACAAGAGAAAGUAGAUGGUUGCCCACAGUCAUGGGCAAAGCAGCAGGAAAGAUCGUCCUCAAUGCUGCGCUGGGCUUCGACACCUUUGUAGUCAUGCGGCACGGCCUAAAAACCGACAAGCCAGGUGAAGUCGAGCUGGGAUGCUACUUCUGCAACGACGUCGUCGCGCCCGCAGAUGUAACACCUUUCAAGCAUCCUCUCGGCACAAUCCCACAUACUAUCCGCGGCUACCUGUCGACGUUCAGCAAUAUCCAGGUCGAAGGCACUCCCUAUGAUUGCUGCUCCGCGUGCAGCGACACGGUGAUUGCAGCGUACGAGAAGGAUCCAUGGGAGUUUGUGCAGAAAGCGCUGAAUGAGAAGGGCUGGGUGGAGGAGAUGAGCGGUUUGGCCGAGGUGCAGAGGAAAGCGGACGCUGCGGCGGAUGAUGUCGAGUGGGAAGAGGAAGAUGAAGGGGGAUUGGAUGACGAGGGCGAGAUGUUGUAG
Molecule: messenger RNA, 1764 nt
Organism: Parastagonospora nodorum SN15
Lineage: Eukaryota; Fungi; Ascomycota; Dothideomycetes; Pleosporales; Phaeosphaeriaceae
Exons: 3
Coding region: 1-1764 (587 amino acids)
Biological process (GO): autophagosome assembly; piecemeal microautophagy of the nucleus; protein modification by small protein conjugation
Cellular component (GO): phagophore assembly site; cytoplasm
Molecular function (GO): Atg12 activating enzyme activity; Atg8 activating enzyme activity
Source: RefSeq, a predicted model, not a curated record